AUGAAGUUAUUUUUUAGUGUGGUAGCCCUCGUAUGCCUUACAAAACAAAGUCUUAGCCAAUUGCACAGUGAGCCGUUGCUGGCAGUGCUGAAAGCUAGCGGAGAUGAUCCAAAAACUCCACUGAUUGUGCUUUCAAAUCCCACAUCAAGGCCAACAUUUGGAGAAUCAAUAAAAUCGGAACUGAAUAUUCAGACCACAUUACUUCCAGAUUCCGCAACAACUAUUUCACCAGCCAGAUUUACAACGGCUUCCAUAGAGAAGCGGAAUAAAAAAACGCGACCUUCUCCGAAGCAGAAAACUGGCAUUAAAUAUGAACAAAAACAUACAUUUUCAGUGCAGGACCUUUUGCUGAUGCCCGGAAUUAUGGAGAGCUCCCCAAAUAUUGACCAGGGACGAAUUAAUACCUUAACCGCCCAACAUGUCUUUUAUCCUUUUCCAGUUUAUAUACCAUAUCCGAUGCCGUUAAUGCAUCUGAUGAGUACACCGGCCAAGGAUAAAGUUGAUGGCGAAAUCGCGAUGGGCUUCAAUGAGAUGAUGAUGGAAAAUCUACUUAGAAACUCUCCCCAGCAAGACAACGGUACUGAUUGGCACAAGAUAGUCAGGAAUCGAAUAAAAACCGUCACCCAAGAUACCCAGAAAAAUUGCAGGGGAAAAUGGCGAAAGACAACGACAACUACUUCAACCACUACCACUACCACUCCAACUCCUGCUACAAUGUCCACUGAGCCAACGAGAUUGCUGCCGGAUAGCAGUGACCAAAGUGAUACUGUGCUAAAAUCGAUCGAAGCCAAUGAAAAGACAACUUUUGCCACGACAACUGAUGCUACAAUCUAA
Messenger RNA from Drosophila santomea, 834 nucleotides. RefSeq lists its product as uncharacterized. The transcript is spliced from 2 exons. The record is from RefSeq and is a predicted model, not a curated record. Lineage: Eukaryota; Metazoa; Arthropoda; Insecta; Diptera; Drosophilidae. Bases 1 to 834 code for a protein of 277 amino acids.